Messenger RNA from Rhincodon typus (whale shark), 1945 nucleotides. RefSeq names its product Ly1 antibody reactive homolog (mouse) (gene lyar). Gene Ontology annotation, biological process: negative regulation of transcription by RNA polymerase II; rRNA processing. The coding region runs from base 19 to 906 and encodes 295 amino acids. The record is from RefSeq and is a predicted model, not a curated record. Gene Ontology annotation, molecular function: DNA binding. Lineage: Eukaryota; Metazoa; Chordata; Chondrichthyes; Orectolobiformes; Rhincodontidae. The transcript is spliced from 6 exons. Gene Ontology annotation, cellular component: nucleolus.
UAGAAAGUCCAUCAAGUCAUGAAUGAAUCAAAUGUUAGCCCCAAGGUGCGUGAAAUUCUGGAACAAAUGAAUUCGUAUGACAACAUACCUCGAAAAAAAAUCAAAUUUCAGAACUGGAUGAAAAACAGUUUGCAGAUCUACAAUGAGGCACUACAGGGGCAGGUUUGGGAUGUCUUUGCUGCUGCUCUCUGCAAGGAUAAAAAUAAAGAACAACCAAUGCAAAAUGACACUCCAAAUGGUGUGGCCCCAGCAGAAUCUGUGGAAGUAGACCAGAACCAGGCACCUGUAGUCAAAAGUGAAGACAGGGAAGGAGACAAACAGGAUGCAAAAGAGAAACGGCAGAAAAAAUCCAAAAAAGGAAAGAAACUCUUAAACUCAGAGGAAUGUAAAAAUUCUUUGAAGCAUGAACUAGAUUCUAAAACAAAGGAACAAAAUAAAACACUGAAGGAAAAAAAGAAAAAGCUUAAAAAACUGCGCAAGAAAGAUGGAGCCCAUAUUGUGGAGGAAAAUGGCAAUCAAGCAGAGGCUUGUGAGCAAGAGGGCAGUGAAAAUGCACUUGGCAGCAAGAAGGGCAAGAAGCGUAAACAGAAAACAUCCAGUGAAGGUGAACCCAACUCAAAACGGGAGAAAGUGGAAAUUCCAGAAGCCGAAGAAAUGGAAGAAGAUAAUGAAGUAAAACAAGGGAAAUUCAACUGGAAAAGAACAAUCAAAAUUGUUCUACAGCAGUCUCCAGAGCAGGAAAUUUCUAUUAAAAAAUUGCGGAAAAAGGUUCUAUCCCAGUACUACGCUGAGAGUGGUGAUAGUAACUACAAAUCUGAAGUGGAACUCCUGGCAAUCUUUUACAAGAAGAUAAGCUCUAACCCUAAAUUUAAAGUGCUAAAGGAUAAAGUAAAACUUGUAAAAUAAUGUACAAAAUUUUAAAAAAUUACUUUACGUAGCAAAAAACUGGACCACAGACAGAAAAUCAAUUUAUUUUGUCUCUUUUUGUAGCUGGCAUUCAGAAUAUUUUGCUUUUAUAUGUAUUGCUGAAAUUGUAACAUUGAGUCAAGGAUAGCUCGUGCUUCAUGGUGUCUCAAAGGUGCCCUGAUAUUUAAUAAAUGAACUAUUUAUACAUAUGCCAGAAAAAGUUGACUCCCUCACAAAUGUAAUAUUUAGAAGUUGUGAUGUGAUCACAAGACAGAUUCAACAUCAAGGAAACUGUGGAACUCAUCUACUAAACUUUCGAGAACAUUCACAGACUUCAUCCAUUCCCUUAUCAUGGAAUCCAUAUGUUUCAUCAACUGUUUUAAUUGUUUGUGUUUUGUUUCAACUGAUGUAUGUGAAAGUUCAUUAUAUUGCAUGUUUCUGUGUAUGGAGGACAUUGACUUUUGUCCUAUAUGCAUUGAAAAGAUCAACAGCAAACCUGUCUUUUGUCUUUUAGUACAUUUGGGUGUUAAAUUUUGCAACCUACUAAAAUAAUUUGAUCUUAAAUUCAAUCAGUGUUGUGUUGAAACAAUCUUAUUGUCAUGAACUAUCUAAUCAUGGAGAGAACUAAAGACAUCUCCAUUCUUUUGGUCAUCAUGUUGCCAGUUGCUUACAGUAAUGCAGAAACUAACUACUUUCUACCAAAAAUAGAUAUUAAAUGUAGAACAAUCAUAUUGCAGAAGCUAAUUCAGAUAUGAACAUGGACUUCUCGCAGUUGGAAACUACCUGCAGAUCGUUUGUCAUUUAUCAGGCGGAGGGUGUAAUACAUUGCCAUCACACAGCCUCUUCUGUCCCUGUACUUGUUUUCCCAUUGUAAAUGUAUCAACAAAGAGUUUUCUCCCAAUGACCUUUUAAGUUUGUGAGAAAGAAAAAUAAUGGCUAAAACAGUAGUUUUGUUCAAUUUCUACUUUUUGAUGUAACUACUGGACUUGUCAGUGACUGGAUUCUGAUAUGUAAUAGCCAAAAAAGACUUUAAAAAUAA